Molecule: messenger RNA, 2161 nt
Organism: Doryrhamphus excisus (bluestripe pipefish)
Lineage: Eukaryota; Metazoa; Chordata; Actinopteri; Syngnathiformes; Syngnathidae
Source: RefSeq, a predicted model, not a curated record
AUGGAUGGUGUUGCGACUACACAGAAACAUAAACGAGCUAGAGUAGAGCCACAACAGAAGGUUGAACGAGCUACAACAGUUGUGGGCCUCAUUCAGGACAACAACGAACUGGCUUACAGGGAGGAAGUGCGACACCUUGUGGAUUGGUGCAAGGCGAACAACCGGAUCCUGAAUGUUGACAAAACAAAGGAGAUCAUCGUCGACUUCAGGAGAUCCAGACCCAGCCACACUCCACUCAGCAUCAACGACACAGCCGUAGAAGUUGUGAACACAACCGAGUACUUGGGGGUGCAUAUAACGGACAACCUCGGCUGGUCACUCCACACCUCCGCUCUGGCGAAGAAGGCACAGCAGCGACUGCACUUCCUGCGGCGGAUGAGAAGAGCCUCCCUCUCCCCUCCUAUCCUUACCACCUUCUACAGAGGGACCAUCGAGAGCCUGCUGACCAACUGCAUCUCCGUCUGGUCUGGGAGCUGCAAGGCCUCGGACUGGACGUUACUGCAGAGAGUGGUGAGGACAGCGGAGAAGAUCAUCGGGACCCAGCCCCCCCCCAUUAAGGACAUAGCAAACAGCCGGUGUGUAUCUAGAGCCCAUCGGAUCUGCUCUGACCCCACACACCCCCAGCAUGGACUGUUCUCUCGCCUGGCAUCGGGGAGAAGGCUCUGCAGCAUCCGCUGUAGGACGACCAGAACGCUCUCUUCGGAGCUGCUCCAGUUGCUCUCUGACCAGCGUCUUCUGCUGACUCUUGUCCUCCUAAAGAACAAAGAAACUCGCCCACUGGCGUCCUUCGUCAGUGAAGAUGAAUGAACGUCUGUGUUCCUCUCUGUUUUUUUGGAGUGUCCCUGCAAGGAUAAAAUACGAGGGACAACGUGGAGGUACAUUUUGUGUCUUUGUCCAUAUACAAUUAGAGGUCGACCAUAGAGGUCAAAUCAUAUAUUUUGCUUCUCUGUGAGGAACACACCUUCACUGUGUCCUCAUCAAUUGUCUCACUGGAAACUGCAGAGCAGAAUCCACGUUGCUUCAUGUCCAGAGACUCCUGCUGUCCUACCAUCGUAUGUGCGAUCUGGGUCAGAGUCUCCAUGUGGUUUUCUCCAGCCGCUGCUCUGCAAUGUUCAGCGAUGCUGUGCCCCUCAAAUGGCUCAGUUUGGAGAUGAUCUCGCCCGGUGUGGUCCUCUGUCUGUGUGCUCCAAGCCAGAGUGAUGAGGGAGUCCUGUUCAUCAUAGUCCUGGUUCCUUGUUUUAGUGUCUUGUUCCUCCUCACCGUGCCCGCCUUCUCCAGGAUUUAAAUCUGGAACACAUAAGACCUCCAAAUAGGGCAGGCUCCCCAGUGUCACUCCACAGCCUGAAAUAAAUAGAUGGGUAUUACUAGCAAGUACUUUGGAUUCAGGUCUAGUUUAGGGCAACAGGUAGUGUUGGGGUUAGGGUUAAGUUUCAGGUUGAGCUCAGGUUGACAUGUUGUUGACAUGUAGGUGGUACCUGCACAAACCCCCUGUUUAUUAGGUAUUUCCUCAGUUUGGACUCCAUUUACUUGACUGCUGAUUGCAUCGGUUGUUGUUAGAGAUUGAGAUGUUCCAGCAGUGAGGUUCUGGUUUUCAUUAGGUUCAGUACAACAGAACUGAUCUUGGACUUUCUCCUGGUUUGGGUGAGAGUCUGAAGUUGUAGUCAUUGGUUUGAUGAGGUGGAGCAGGUUGGAUUGGUGAUGUGUUUGGAGUUUGGAUUCAAGCUCUUCCCGAAGUUCCUGGAGUUGCUGCUCACUCUGCAAACACGUCAUUAAAACGACAACUACAACUAGGACUACGUUAAAAAACAUAGCAUUUCAGUAUGUGGAAUCAAACUAUGGAAUGGAUUGAGUAAGACCCUCAAACAAUGCACAACGAUGAACGAAUUCAAGAAUCAAUACAAGCAGUUGAUGUUUGCUAAAUACAAGGAUGAAGAGUCUUGAACCAGUCAUGAUGUGCUAUAUAUAUCACUAUAUUGACAGUUACUAUGGUACCCAUUAUAUCAUUGUAUGGUCAUAUCACCUCGUACUUUGCUACGAGGUGCAUUAUUUAAAAAAAAAAAAAAAACCUUAAACUGUAUUAUGGAAAGCAGGAAGUGAACAAAUGUAACAGUUACUGAUUAUAAAAGUACCAGAUGGAGGGGUAGGAUUUAAUAAGCUUUGC